UCAAAAUGGUGGAUAACAUGAAAUGAAAAAUUAUACAAUUUGUCAUGAUUUUUGUAUUAAUAUGUUUAAAUUGUCGUAUCUUGUCACGCCAUCUGCAUGAGCUGCUAGGUACUACUCAUCUGUAAGUCUAGAUGUAUGAACCAUAGAUGUGUAUAUCAGAAUGCUGAGAGAACAAUAUUUACGAUUAGAAAAUCAGUUGGCUUGUCUUGAAACAAAAUAUAGACAAGCUCUAGCAGCAUGCGAAAAAGGAAAGAAUGAUUUUAUUACCAGGCUUCUAAAGACAGUAGGAAAUCUCUUUAACAAUCUUCAAUACAGUGAUUUAAGAGUAUUACUGGAAGGUGGAUACCAUCUGAAUUGUCACAAAUUUAUUUUUUUUGCCAGAAGUGAUAAAUGGGGUGUAGGCAUAGAUGAUAUUUGUGUAGAGGAACUUGAUUUAAGUGAUAUAAAGUACGAAGUGGCCUAUGUUAUGAUUAGAUGGGUUUAUACAGAUGAAUUUGAUACUGAUGUUGAUGACACCUUUAUUAUUGACCUGCUUGGAGCCUCUCAAAGAUACAAUCUUCAGUCCUUAUCAAACAGAUGUGAAAAGGUUUUAAUGACAUUUGUAGAUGAAGCAAAUUGUGAACAGUAUCUUAGUCUAGCUCGAGAGAAAGAAAUACGUGCUGUAUUAUUAGACAAAUUUUGUGCCAAAUUCAUCAAAAAUCAUACAGAUCAUGAUGUUGCUAAUGAAACGAAGAAGGUACAAGUUGAUUCAGUACAUACAGCAACGGACAGCAUGGAGAAAACUGAAUUAUCUGCAUGUGAGAAUGAAGAUUUUGUUGAGGAUGACACUAUUACAGAAACAUUAUCAACUGAUCAUUCGGAAUCAGUUAUGCUUUAUGUUAUGGAUGAACAACUAAAUAACAAACUCAGCCCAAAUCAACAAAACAUUACAGUAUCGGAAAACAAUGAUCUCAAUGUCGUAGAAGAGCAGGCCAGUGAAACAGAUGAUGUAACUGGUAGUAUAAAUGUUGAUAAAAUUGCUUCAACUUCUGUUAUGGAUAAAUGUGAAGCUAAUAUUGAUGAUGAGGUUUCUAUUGACUAUGAAGGAGGAAAUGAUGAAAAUACGUUCGAAAUCGACAACCGAGAAAUAAAACAGAAAAAGAUACAUAAAUGUGACAUUUGUCAAAAAAUACUGAAGCAUGCUUACCUGCUUAACGAGCACAGGUGGCUACAUACAGGUGAAAAACCCUUUAAAUGUAAAUACUGUAGCAAACGUUUCAGAAGUCAGGGAACUUUAACGGAACAUAUACGUAUUCAUACACGAGAAAAACGCUAUAAAUGUGAUGUUUGUGAUCUAUCAUUUAUAUCGAGCACGACAAGACGUGUGCAUAAACGUUUACAUGUCAACCCCAAACCUCACGUCUGCUCAUAUUGUUAUAGAAGUUUCAUGUCAGUUGAUAAACUGGAUAAUCAUGUCAAAACGCAUACGAGCCUAGACAGCUUUAAAUGCGAUUCUUGUGAAGAAACAUUUUCAACAAAAGCUAGUCUGGCUCGACAUGUUGUGAAAUUACACACGGAAAAACCUCAUAGUUGUCACAUUUGCGGCAAAAGCUAUGCUCGAGUAUGUAAUUUGAAUCUCCAUAUUGAAUCUCACACUGGAAUCAACCCUGCUCCGUAUGAUUUUGUGCCUAAAGCGAUUCGCGUUUACGAUGAACGCACGGACACAAGUCGAUUAAUGUAUCAGUGUGAUUAUUGCGAUCAGAAAAAAUAUAGCAUGGUGGCUUUAAACGAGCAUCUACGUAUUCAUAAUGGAGUGAAACCUUUCAAAUGUGACAUUUGCGACAAAUCGUUUACGUUUGUUCGGCAGCUUAAACCACACCUGAGAAUGCAUUCUGGUGAACGGCCAUAUCGAUGUGAAGAAUGUGAUAAGUCGUUCACAUCUUCUAUGUAUUUACAGAGACACAGGAAAACUCAUUCAACAGAUAAACAAUAUCAAUGUGAUCUUUGUGGGAAAGCUUUUUCUUUGAUGAUUUAUUUGACUAAACAUGUUAAAAAAGUUCAUGUUUAAAGAAAUAGGCCUUGACUGAUGAUUUAUUUAUCUAAAAUAAAAGCUAGCUGAUGAUUUAUUUAUUUAGCUGAAAAUUUUUUUUAGUUUAUGAUUUAUUUAUCUAAAAUAAAGUUAGAUGAUAAUUUAUUUAUCUACCAAAAAAAAAAAAAAAAUGAUGAUUUAUAUAUCUAAAAAAAUGUUAACUGAUGAUUUAUUUAUCUAAAAAAAUGUUAGCUGAUGAUUUUUUUAUCUAAAAGAAAAAUUAGCUGAUGAUUUAUUUAACUUAAACAUGCUUUAUGCAAGAGCUAAAUCUGCCUAUUGCAGGUCUUUCUUUAGCCUUUAAAUGUUAUCUAAAUUAUUAAUUAGACAUUAAUAAUUAACAUAUCCAGACCAUAAUCAACUCUCGAUGCCAUUGUUAGCCUGCAAUAUUUAGUUGAUUUGGAUACAUUUUGUGAUGGAUAAUUUAUCGUAAAGAUUGAUAAUCGAGUUGCUUAUGGUCUUAAUAAGUUAAUUAAUGUCUAAUUAAUAGUUUAGAUAAGAUUUAAGGCCAAAAUAAAUUUAAUGCAUGAUUAAGUAUUCUUAUUUCUAAUUUCUUAGUUAGUUUUACUUGUACAUAUAAUUGCCUAAUCUGUUACUUAGAUUGUACAUCAUUCUGAAUUAACUUUCAUUGUGUUCAUUUCAUAUUGUAUAAAAUAAAAAAAAAUAAAAAAUACAGUCCCAUUUGUACAUGUAUGAAUAGGGAACGUUUCUAUACCAAGAUUAAACAUAUAACAGAGCACUCUUGGUAGCCGUGGUGGUAUUGUUCUGUUCUACUCCAGUAACCUCUGGGUCCAUCCACAGGGUUUUCGCGAAUUCAAAUUAUCUGCCCUUGAUUGUAGCUUGAUUCUACGAACCAAUCAAGAAAUAGUUUACAUACACC
Molecule: messenger RNA, 2945 nt
Organism: Patella vulgata (common limpet)
Lineage: Eukaryota; Metazoa; Mollusca; Gastropoda; Patellidae
Product: zinc finger protein 502
Exons: 8
Coding region: 161-2047 (628 amino acids)
Biological process (GO): regulation of transcription by RNA polymerase II
Cellular component (GO): nucleus; cytoplasm; ubiquitin ligase complex
Molecular function (GO): RNA polymerase II cis-regulatory region sequence-specific DNA binding; protein binding; DNA-binding transcription factor activity, RNA polymerase II-specific
Source: RefSeq, a predicted model, not a curated record